UGCACCGCGAGAACAGACGUUGAGCUGUUAAAUGAAGGGAACAGUUCCUAUUUGUUGGACGAUAAUGGCUGCUACCCAGCAACUCUGUUUUCUGCGCGGUCCAGUCGACAUAGGAGGGCCAUCUUUAUCUGAAUCGUCGUCCUGAAGCCGCCAUUACCUCCGCUGCUUCUCUGGCCUGGCUGCCGACCCACGAUGCAUUGCCAGAGGGCUUCGGGUGUCUCAUACAGACCGAUGUAACUGUUGCCGCUGCCACUCACCAGCCAGUCCACAUUGCACAAACACAGCCAAAAGGUCCUGUCCUGCUUGAUCUUGUUCAUCAUUUUACUGAAACCAUGUCUGGCCCAGGGGACUUACCAGCCAUAGAGGACUCCGGGAUGGGCGGGAUGAAGCUUCCCAUCGGGAUGACCCGACGGGGCCUCAGCUACGACGAUAACCUGGAGGCCCCGAUGUCCACGCCCCCCCACGACAUCAGCAUCAACAACCUAUGGAGACGACCCAUCAUACCGGAGAGAAAGUUCUCACAUCUGGCUGAGGAGGAUGAGAGUGGGACAGUGAGAAAGCCUGCAAUGCCGGACAGCACCUCCUCCAGGUCAUCAAGUGUAGUGAAAACCAAGGCCUCCUCUGUCAUCAUGAAUUCUCUCAUCACCAAGCAGACUCAGGAAAGCAUGUACAAGUUUGAGCAGAGGGCAGGGCUCACUGACACCAGCUACACUCCCCACAAAGGCCUCACCGCCGAGGAGACGAGACACCACCACCGCCUGCCCGAAUCACUCCACAAACUGCAGAUCCAGAGCAUGGAGGCCAGAGAAGAGCGGCAGAGCUCCUCCGCCCAGUCCACUCCAUCAAACACACCACACAGCUCCCCGAAACAACAACGCAGGGGCUGGUUUGGAAGUACAAGUUCAGAGAUCAGCAUCAGCUCCUCCAACAGCAGCGUGGAUCUGGGAGGAGUAGACACAGCAGUGGGAGGAGUAGGAGGCACGGUUGAGAGGUGGAGUACGUUUGGGCCACGGCCGCUCGUCCACAAGUCGACUUCUGACCUGGGAUCAGACUCCACAACCACAGGCUUUGCUCUGCAGGCGUACCGCGGCGCCCAGAAGCCAACUCCCAUGGAGGUAAUGAAGUCACAGGCCACGCGGCUAGCUGACAACCCCGCCAUUCAGAAGGUGGCUCCUCCCAAAAUGGAGAUUCCCACAGUGGAGGGUCGACGACAGGGGGCACGCCCACACAAGCUCAAACCCAGAGACAUGAACAUCCUGACGCCAUCUGGCUUCUAAGAGGACGCAUGACGCGUGGAAGCUGCUCGCUCACAUUCCCAAAGGUCCCAUGAAAUGAAAACUUUUCCGUUGCUGACCCCUCCGAAAAAUGGAUCCUGCAAGUCUGCCUUUGCAGAUACAUCCAUUUUAUCACUCUUUCCAUUUCCCAGGUUUGACAAACUUCCUCCUCAGUCAGCUGCGGAGGACAGCGCUAUUAUCAGUGUCCAUUUUUCAUGUAAAACCUCAAAGCCAUUUCAUGGGACCUUUAAACAGCAGCUCCAACAUUCAGUCCACCAUCUUUGCCACUGAAACAAUUCCAGAUAAAGAAAAGUAGACAACUUCCCAUCUGCAUUGCUUUGAGUCGUUAAUGUGUGGCUUGGCUGUAGAAUCAUACUCUCUCUUACCCUUCACCCUUUUAACUGUUACACCUGGCUGCAGCAUGCUGGCAUCAACAUGGACUUCUGAUGCCAGAUUACCUGAAGGGCCACUGACUGAUCUUAAGGACUUAAGGACUCCAGCUGAUGGUGAUCCUGGUUUAAAAAUGAUCCCCUGUAAAUGCACUUUAUCCCCACUCUCUCCAACCAGACCCAAACCAUCUCGUGUUACACAGCCCUCCAGGACGCAGAUAAAUGCAAGAAAACUUCUUCAUCUUCAGUGUCAAUGGUCUCUACAUCCUGUCUGUCUCCAGAAACAUUUCAUUUGUCUCCUUAAAGGAGCAUUUCAAUAAGCAGGGUGGGAAGAAUUAGUCUAACCAAGAACAAGUGUAUCCAAAUGCAAUUGUAAAAGAUUUGGUCUCAGGAAAUAUUUAAAAAAUUUGGCACCUGCUUGCUGAAACGUUCCACUAUUUGUUUCAUGUCUUAAUUUAUAGGUUUUUUUAUAUGCUACUGUAGCAACUUAUUUAGUAUCUUUGAGAUCAGAAGAAAAUAAUUUGUGUAAAAAUCAGAGCUGCAUGUGGCCAAGACUCACACACUGACAGUGCUGCGGUAUUUCAGGGUUUUCAGAUUGCUGGAUUCAAUCAAAAUGGAAAAAUUACAAAGACUAGAAAAACCUUUUAGGUUUCAGUGUGUGAGCUCAGUGACAUGUUUGCCUCUGUGUUUUUUAUUACCACCAAUCAAAUAAGAAGGAUUCCUGUCUCCGAUGAGCUUUGGCGCUGAACAUGCUGUGUGUAUGUUGACUGAAGUGACAAAUGGUCCUGCAGAAACCUUGUGCCACUCAGAAAAAGUGGAAGAACUUUUCACAGAUACACAGAAAACAUGUUGCCUCACACUAACGAAAAUGACUGACCAUGUUGUAGAAAACUGCAGCAAGACUUGAGCGGUUUGUCUGCUGCAGAGAUUGUACAUUCCUACAGUUCUGUUAAAUGACUUUAAACAAGGUUUCUGUGGGAUAUGUGUGUGAGAAACUCAUGUAGCACCUGGCUGAUUGUUGUUAUUUUUUCUUUUGCUAUUUAGUGGAAGCAGUCUGUUUGCUAGUACUGUAAUAGAUUCCAUGCAUAAUGAAAAAAAAAGACUGAAGAGUUUGUUUCAUUGAGUAAAAUUUGCCACUGGUAACUGCUGUCAGUUCGAUCUUGUGGUGUACACGUCUCAAGUUGGAUGCAAAACACAACACAGUCUGCUGUCAGCAGCUGUAAAUAUUAAAUGACUGUUUCUUCUCAGUUAAAGUUUAUGUUACAUAGUUUGUGUUCACAAGUGCUCGGUGUUUAAAGUGUGACGCUGUUCCCUUUAACUCUCCUCGUAACCGAAGUACCACAUCUGAAUCUUCUCCGUAUGGUGGUGUGGCUCUGUUGUACAAAUUAACUGAAUCACAGUUUCUGUUUAACUGUUCGACUUUAUUCCAGUUGAUGAGAAGGAGAUAUUGUCCUUGAUUUCUACAUUGUCUGUACACUUUGUUUUUUUUUUUUUUGCCAAAACAGUUUGGAAAUUGAGAAUAAAUGUGACAUUCUCAACAGA
Messenger RNA from Epinephelus lanceolatus (giant grouper), 3205 nucleotides. Its product is annotated as putative monooxygenase p33MONOX. Gene Ontology annotation, cellular component: cytoplasm. NCBI's taxonomy places the organism in Eukaryota, Metazoa, Chordata, Actinopteri, Perciformes, Serranidae. The record is from RefSeq and is a predicted model, not a curated record.